AUGUAUUCCCAAUUAGAAGAGAAUGAACAAAGGUGGAGCAGCGGGGUUAGGGGUGGUGCCGGUGCCGGAAGCGGGCCCACUGCGGCGGCGGCAUCCGCGGCAGCGCAGAAGCAGAAGACGCUGCUGCAAAGAGUCGAAGGCGAUAUCGCCAACAUUGUCGAUAACUUUAGCCAUCUCGUCAACGUUGCAAGGGUAAAUGAUCCACCAGUUAGAAACUCACAGGAAGCUUUUAUGAUGGAGAUGCGUGCUGCUAGGAUGGUCCAGGCAGCUGAUUCUCUAUUGAAGUUGGUAUCAGAGCUGAAGCAGACUGCAAUAUUUUCUGGAUUUGCCUCUCUUAAUGAUCAUGUAGAACAAAGAAGAAUUGAAUUUAAUCAGCUAGCGGAAAAAACAGAUCACACGUUAUCCAGAGUUGGGGAGGAAGCCGCUGCUAACCUGAAAGAACUUGAAUCUCAUUAUUCUUCUUCUGCGCAGAAGACUAUGCAAAACCUGCAACCAUAG
Messenger RNA from Sphenostylis stenocarpa, 498 nucleotides. NCBI's taxonomy places the organism in Eukaryota, Viridiplantae, Streptophyta, Magnoliopsida, Fabales, Fabaceae. The record is from the annotation of a GenBank genome assembly.